AUGUGCCAUGCCCAGUUUGAGCAAAGUUUCUUGACAUAUUUGGUCAGGGUCGAUGUUCAGAAACAGCUAAGCGCAAGGCUGAAAUACAAGUUCAAUUGGGAAGACCCGGAAAACCCCCAUGAAACUUAUGGCGAUCGCUUCAUCAGUGGUAAUGUCAGCCGCAGCAUUCAAGACUUUGUAACUGGCGGGGCUCUCUUUGGUCGGGUGUCCAUAUUCACCACCAACUCAAGCGAGCAAACAGAGAUUGAGCAGUCGGCCAAAGUUGCAUUCAGUGCGUACGGAGCCGAAAUCCAGGUCACGCAGGAGAUGAAGAGCAGCAUGGAGAAGAUCCAUAAACACUCCGAGGUGAAAAUAAACAUGGUCCUCCUCCAACUCAAGGCUUUCGCCGAUAAAUUUUUGAUUAAAGCCAAUGAGCAUAAAGAGAAGCGAUAUGCGAUUCUUGAUGAAUACACCAACAUCCGCGGUUUCGACCCCCGCAAAUACUUCAAGCCUUUCGAUUACUCAGUUGCGACAAUCCAGAGCUGGUCAGUUGCCAUCGACUUCACCGAAUACCUUUCCAUUCAGACUGCUCUCCGUGCGAGUAUGCUACUCCCAUUCCACGAACUAAGCGUUUCAUCUCCGUCUCUAACCUGGGUUACCACAGUUGAUGAAAAUCACUAUGUAGACGGCAGAAAGAGUAAGACAUCUUUGGAUGAUGAAGCAAGUAAUGUGGUGGCAGGGUACAAGGACUGGGUUGCCAAAGUCAUUGCGAACCCAGAUCACGCGGCGACAAGACCGCAGUACCCAAGCCCUUAG
Molecule: messenger RNA, 795 nt
Organism: Metarhizium robertsii ARSEF 23
Lineage: Eukaryota; Fungi; Ascomycota; Sordariomycetes; Hypocreales; Clavicipitaceae
Exons: 7
Coding region: 1-795 (264 amino acids)
Source: RefSeq, a predicted model, not a curated record